Rasamsonia emersonii CBS 393.64 is the source of this 1089-nucleotide messenger RNA. Its product is annotated as Quinate dehydrogenase. Gene Ontology annotation, molecular function: shikimate 3-dehydrogenase (NADP+) activity. NCBI's taxonomy places the organism in Eukaryota, Fungi, Ascomycota, Eurotiomycetes, Eurotiales, Trichocomaceae. Gene Ontology annotation, biological process: chorismate biosynthetic process; shikimate metabolic process. The record is from RefSeq and is a predicted model, not a curated record. The transcript has a single exon. The coding region runs from base 1 to 1089 and encodes 362 amino acids.
AUGGCAACCUCUCAGAUAUCGUCUCAACAACCGAAAUCACCUAACGAAGAACCGAUCACUUCGCCAUCUCAUCUCGAUGGCGUCGUCUAUCUAUACGGUCACCCGCUCCUGGGCUCGCUGUCACCUCUGCUACACCAGACAAUCUACGAUGCCCUCGGCCUGAAUUGGAGACAGAUCCCACUCUCCGUAUCGGACACUUCGGCGCCCACCUUCCCACCGCCGUACACGCGAUCGCCUCCCAUCGAGACCUUCCUCACGCAGACGCGGGCAAACCCCAAAUUCGUCGGGUCUUCCGUCACAAUGCCCUGGAAAGUGAGCAUCAUGCCGCAUCUGGACGAAUUGACAGACGAGGCGAAGCAGUGUGGUGCCUGCAACACCAUCUUCAUUCGCAAAGACAAUGGAAGGCGAAUCUUCGUCGGAACCAACACCGACUGCGUCGGGAUAAGAGAAGCCCUGCUACAAAAUCGCCUGGCGAAAUACGUCGACGCAAAAAUUUCUAACCCCUACCAGGACAAACCUGCCCUGAUAAUCGGGGGAGGUGGUACUGCUCGCGCUGCCAUCUACGCAUUGCGGACGUGGCUCGGCGUCAGCAAGAUCUAUAUCGUCAACCGGGACGCAGCCGAAGUAGCAUCCAUUCUUGCCAAGGAAAAAGAUAGACCUGAGAAUGUCAGAGAUAAAGCUGAAAUUAUCCAUAUCACGGAUAUCAGCCAAGUUCAGAGUGCAGAGUUCGAACCCCCCGAAGCGAUCAUCUCCGGCAUCCCGAACUACCCUCCCAGAACACCAGAGGAGAUUCGAACAAGACGGAUCAUCGAAGCGGUCCUACAACGAAGUUCGAAUAGCAAAGAGAAAGGGGUCGUUCUGGAGAUGUGCUAUCAUCCGCUGCCGUGGACGAACAUCGCCGAACUGUCCUCCCAGGCAGGGUGGAAAGUCAUUCUCGGAACCGAAGCACUGAUCUGGCAGGGCUUCGAGCAGGCAAGACUGUGGACGGGGAAGGAUGUCGCCUCGCAUCCCGGUUUGGUGGAACGAGUCAAGGAGCUGAUUGAGAAGGAGAUUACAAAGAGGUUGAGAGAGAUGAAGCAGAAAUUAUAA